Pseudoliparis swirei is the source of this 2568-nucleotide messenger RNA. It is a transcript of the gene shisa8b, whose product is annotated as shisa family member 8b. Gene Ontology annotation, biological process: regulation of short-term neuronal synaptic plasticity; regulation of AMPA receptor activity. The coding region runs from base 121 to 1590 and encodes 489 amino acids. Gene Ontology annotation, cellular component: postsynaptic density; AMPA glutamate receptor complex; dendritic spine membrane. Lineage: Eukaryota; Metazoa; Chordata; Actinopteri; Perciformes; Liparidae. The transcript is spliced from 5 exons. The record is from RefSeq and is a predicted model, not a curated record.
GGGGGAGAUGCUGCUGAGUAAAGUUUGUGGAUACUUCUAGAGGGAAUUAUUAGCCUUUGAACUUUGGGGACGAGUCUCUGAGGACGGAGCGCUGUGAGAGAGGCAGGACUUUUGGACAUCAUGGCGGACACCCACCGUCUCCUCCUCUUCCUCCUCCCCUUCAUCCUAACUCACCCUGCCCUCAGCCAGGACCCCUCCGUCACCACGGUGACGGAAACCGAAGGCGACUCGUUGCUCGUCCCCACGACGCCGGCCAACCAGACGACGGCGAGCUACGCGGAGACCACGCGGGACUCCCCUCCGGAGACGGGCCUGUCCACGGCCAGCAGCGGCGGGGACGCGGACGACGAGGACGCCCUCUCCUCCGGCGGUACCCGUUGCCAGGGUUACUACGACGUGAUGGGCCAAUGGGACCCGCCGUUCAACUGCAACGCCGGCGUCUUCCUGUACUGCUGCGGCACCUGCUUCUACCGCUUCUGCUGCCAGUUCCGGCAGCAGCGGCUGGACCAGAGCAUCUGCUCCAACUACGACACGCCCAUCUGGGCCAACACCGGCAAGCCCGUGGCCGCCAUCACCGAGGGCGAGGAGGACCUGGACCGCGACCGCACGCACCUCAUCGUCUACAUCAUCUGCGGCGUGGUGGCCAUCAUGGUGCUGGUGGGCAUCUUCACCAAGCUGGGCAUGGAGAAGAGCCGCGGAGGGAGUGGAGGAGGAGGAGGAGGAGGAGGAGGAGGAGGAGGAGGAGCGGCGGCGACGACGGGGCAAAGUGACCUCAACUCCAGGACACUGAUAGACCUGCUGAAGCAGCAGGCAGCUGAGGUGAUCUCAGUAGAGAGCGCCACGGCCGCUUCGCCCGACGAAGAGAGAUCCAACGGCAUUUCAGCCAGGAUGCUGCGCAGCAGGAGUGAACAGUACCAUCUGAGUAAUUCUUCUCACGGCCCGUUUGGACCCGGCCUCCCGCACCCACACAGCAACCACAGCGUGGUGGGACUCAACAAGUACACCUCCCUCAAAGCCGUGGCGCACAGUGCGUCCCGGAGCUACUACAAGAGCUUCCCGCUCAUGGACUUCUCCCAGUACCAGCCCGUGGCGCCGCCCGCCUUCCAGCCUGUGCCGGCGCCGCCCAAAGAGAAGUCAUACAUCCACCAGCCGGUGUCGGCGCACCACCGCGACCUCCACGACCUCCACGCCCCGCUCUCCAUCUCCAUCCCCUCCGGCCACCCGGAGCUGUCGCGCCCGGCCGACGCCUCCAUGCACCCGCUGGCGUCCAGCUCGGCCUUCAAAGCCUGGGAGUCGACCGGCCGCCACGUCCACAGGCAGGCCUCCAACCCGGGGGGCGCCGCCGCCGCCACGCACAACUCCACCCGGAGACACGGCUACUCCACGCGGAGGCAGCGGAGCAUAGAGAACAUGCAGGACCUCUUCAGCCAGGCCUACGGGGGGAUGUACGGAGGCGCCGGAGGCGGGGCCGGGCCGGGGCCGCACGGACAGGGGCAGCACUCGGCGGCCCAACCCUCCUCCUCCUCCUACCACCACCACCACAGGCACAAGAGAUGCUCCACCCACAGCUCCACCGAGGUGACCGUCUGAGAGCGGCCCGCCGUCUGGUUACACGUACUGACGGAGAGAUAAACGCCAGAGUGAGGAACGUUAAACAAGAGACACAUUUCAUUUACGAUGAAACGGAAGCAGAAGAACAUCAGAGAAGGAGAAGAACAUCUUUUACUCAGCAGGUAGGAAUUAUUAUUGUCCUACAGCAAGGGACUUUUACAUUGAUCUUAUAUAUAUAUAUACUGUAUAUAAAUAUAAAGUAUAUAGACUGGGCCUGAAAGGGAAAUCUAGCACACACACACACACAUUCUCAGCCCAAACUGUUUUGUGUGGUUUUUGUACAGACGUUGUAGGAAUUACUUAUUAUUUUUGUCUGCGCGGAGGUUCUUUAUUUGGCAGAAAUUCUAAAUUUUUGCUGCGUUUGAUGUCGUGAAUAACCUUUUAGAUUCAUCUCUGUGGUUCAGAACUCAGGAAACGUGUUCACUUAAACCUGACGCUGAACAUCUUUUACCUUCAUUGGCAACCAACAGCUCCCCCCCCCCCCUUAAGAGAAUUGAUUGGGUCUUCUAAUCCCUUAACUCCGCCUCCAGGCCUCGGCCUCCCAGCGUCCACCUCCGGCUCAUUCACACAAAUAGAGGCGAGAAAAUAACUCUGGACUGACUAUUGUUGCAUUUCACAGAGUUUAGAACCACGAUGAUUUAAAUAUCUGGAAGUUGAUCUACUUAAAAGAAUAAAUGAUCCUCUCAUGUGACGUCUUUUCGGGCCCUGUGUGCGUCACGUGGCGUAGCUGAACAUCUUUAUCUGAAGGCGGGGGUCACUCUUCUCUUUUAACCCCGUGCAUGAAAGCCAAUCACCAGGUCAUUUCCAGGCCCCAUAAAAGCCUUUUUUUGUGCAGUUCUACGAUAAGUUUCGAUUAAAAAGACCUCCACUAUUCUGCAUCUCUCGGUCCCUCGGCCUCCCCCACCCUCCCUCCGCUUUACGUCCUGCACCAUCGGGCCGAGCACACGGGGGACGGCA